Molecule: messenger RNA, 1753 nt
Organism: Hordeum vulgare subsp. vulgare (domesticated barley)
Lineage: Eukaryota; Viridiplantae; Streptophyta; Magnoliopsida; Poales; Poaceae
Product: lysophospholipid acyltransferase 1-like
Exons: 8
Coding region: 96-1478 (460 amino acids)
Biological process (GO): phospholipid biosynthetic process; lipid modification; triglyceride biosynthetic process
Cellular component (GO): membrane; endoplasmic reticulum
Molecular function (GO): acyltransferase activity
Source: RefSeq, a predicted model, not a curated record
GCUUCAUCAUCAGAAAAAACCAAAUCCUCUAUUCCUGCAUCGCCCGCAUCUGUUCGCCCCCCUCUGCGGCGGCGGUGGCGGUGGCGGUGGCGACGAUGGGGCUCGAGAUGGAGCCGAUGGCGGCGGCGAUCGGCGUCUCGGUGCCCGUGCUCCGCUUCCUGCUCUGCUUCGCGGCCACCAUACCCACGGGCCUCCUCUGGCGCGCCGUGCCGAGCGCCACGGGGCGGCACCUCUACGCGGGGCUCAGCGGCGCCGGGCUCUCCUACCUGUCCUUCGGGGCCACCUCCAACCUCCUCUUCGUCGGGCCCAUGGCGCUCGGUUACCUCGCCAUGCUCCUCUGCCGUCGCCGAGCUGGCCUCGUCACCUUCCUCGGCGCAUUCGGCUUCCUCAUCGCAUGUCACGUCUACUACAUGAGUGGGGACGCGUGGAAGGAGGGAGGCAUCGAUGCAACCGGUGCUUUAAUGGUUUUAACGUUGAAAGUCAUUUCAUGCUCAAUGAACUACAGUGAUGGUCUCUUGAAGGAAGAAGAGGGUCUACGUGAUGCUCAGAAGAAGUAUCGCUUGACUACGAUGCCUUCUCUAGUCGAAUAUUUCGGUUACUGCCUCUGCUGUGGCAGCCACUUUGCUGGACCAGUAUAUGAGAUGAAAGAUUAUCUUGAAUGGACUGAAAGGAAAGGAAUAUGGGCCAGCUCAACUCCUUCACCAUUAUUACCUACUCUGCGCGCUCUAGUUCAGGCUGGAAUAUGCAUGGGGUUAUAUUUGUAUCUGUCACCUAUGUUUCCGCUUUCACGAUUUAGUGAACCUCUAUAUUAUGAGUGGGGUUUCUGGCACCGGCUCUUCUUUCAGUACAUGUCAGGAUUUACUGCUCGUUGGAAAUACUACUUUAUAUGGUCAGUUUCAGAAGCUGCAAUUAUUAUAUCUGGCCUGGGUUUCACCGGUUGGUCUGAUUCUUCUCCCCCAAAAGCCAAAUGGGACCGUGCUAUAAAUGUUGAUAUUCUGGGCGUCGAACUAGCUGGAAGUGCAGCUCAAUUGCCACUUAAGUGGAAUAUUCAAGUGAGCACAUGGCUAAGAUACUAUGUAUAUGAGAGGCUAAUUCAGAAAGGGAAGAAGCCUGGUUUCCUUCAGUUGUUGGGUACACAGACAGUCAGUGCUAUCUGGCAUGGACUGUACCCAGGAUAUAUGAUAUUCUUUGUUCAGUCGGCAUUGAUGAUAAAUGGUUCAAAAGUUAUAUACAGAUGGCAACAAGCUGUGAGCAAUUCAGGCCUCCGCACUAUCCUGUCUUUACUAAAUUGUGCAUACACCAUGAUGGUGCUUAACUACUCAUGCAUUGGCUUCCAGGUACUGAGCUUCCAGGAGACCUUGGCAUCCUACAAGAGCGUAUAUUAUGUUGGCACAAUUGUUCCUAUUCUAUGUGUCUUGCUAGGCUAUGUUAUCAAGCCCGCGAGACCUGUGAAGCCAAAGGCUCGCAAGGCAGAAUGAGGAACAGAGUGGAUUGAUGUUUACAUAGAUGAGUUACGAAGCUUCAAUGAUGAUUAUGACAAGAUAGUUUUCUGUUUACUUCAUGUUUGUGAAACAAUAUAAAAUUUAGCAAAAAGGAUGGCUCUAACUCACACCUUGGAGCUCCAUUGUAAUCGACGAAUCAUUAAAAAUCUGUCAUUUCGUUGGGUUGAUCACCCUUUUGUUGUACCACAUGCAACGCAUGGUUUUUGGCCCUAAAGCUGAUGUUUGUUAUUUAUUCAUGUGAAGUUUAAGCC